UUAAAUAUGGUGUGUUAUUAAUUAACCAGUGACCAUGUAUAAAUGUUUUUUCCUGUACUGAAAGGAUUAACAUUCUGUUAGUAUAAUAAGCAAUGGACAGUUCAUUGUAAAAUCUGAUUAAAAUCUGAUUAAAACCCGUCAUCAAUGCAUAACUAACUAACUAAUAACUCUUUAUUCACUAUUUCAGUGGUUCCCUGGAGUCUCCUCUAUAAGAGUUGCCAGAACGGUUCCUCAACACCAGCUCCUGGAUGGUCCACACUUACUUUUAAUUGGUACACUCUAUCUGCUGGUCCGUGUCAGCUUUAAAUUUGACCAUACUUGGUUGCAGAGUUUCUCUGCAUGUUCUCCCCGUGUCUCUGUAGGUGCCCCUACACCGUGUUAUUGUUCUAGUCAUUUUACCUCCCAAAGGAUGCCAGUAGGUGGAUUUACUAAGACAAACUGAAUUCGAUUUACUCAGAUAAAUUCACACCUCUAGGUGUGAAAGAGUGUGAACAUGGUACCCUGUGAGGGAUUGGUAUUUAAUUCCAAAGUGUAUUCCCACAUACUUAGAGUUCCUGGGAUAGGCUCUGGAUCCUGGACCCUUACCAGGAUAAAGCAAUUACUGAAAAUGAGACAGAGUGAGUUACUUUUUAUUUUCUUAUUUGAGAUAUAUCACCUGUGUUGGUCAAUUUAUGUGUAGUAUGUUAGCAGUUAUGUCUUGCAACACAAACACAGCCAUAAGCAUACAUUAUAAAAUGCUGCUCAAUGUUGCCUUCUCAUCAAUGGAUUUAGUAUAAUUUAAAAGGAGUUAGGCCUGUAAGUCAUCUCCAUUAUCUGGAUGAAAUUCUUCACAGUUUAGAAAGAUAAACAUGUUUUCUUUUAACAUUUAAUUUCACAUGCUUUCAGUGCUUCCUUGAAUGAUACCACAUUUUGUUUUCGAGACAUGCUUCAAAAAAGCUUGUGCAUGUCUGAUUAGAUAAGCUACCCUGGACUCCCCCCCAGUCCCCAACCAAAAACAAUAUAAAUGCAGAAUCACUUAUAGCAGCAACACAGCCUGGAGAAGUUACCGAGCUCAAACCAUGCGCAGACUGGACCUAAUUCUGUUUCUGUUCUUACUGGUGAUCUCAGCUGGCCAUACUCAUAAAGCUGAGUCACAUAACCGGAUGUGUGGCUACAGAGGACUCUGCCGGCGUGUGUGCUUCACCCGAGAGUACAACUCAGGUCAUCAUGGCUGUCCUCACAGAUACAGAUGCUGUGCUGUUCGAUCUUAG
Molecule: messenger RNA, 1250 nt
Organism: Pangasianodon hypophthalmus (striped catfish)
Lineage: Eukaryota; Metazoa; Chordata; Actinopteri; Siluriformes; Pangasiidae
Gene: defbl2
Product: defensin, beta-like 2
Exons: 3
Coding region: 1059-1250 (63 amino acids)
Source: RefSeq, a predicted model, not a curated record